AUGAUGGCCCGGCUCACCCUCCGCGAUUUGGUGUGGCGGCUACACUAUGUGGGAGCUCCCAAGGUGCUGACCUGCAUCGUUCUGAUGCUGCUGUGGUCUCAGAAUGUGGAAACCCUUUCGGAGGGAUUCGACUUCUUGGAGUUCUGGGCCGGCAAGGCUGUCACAUCUACGGUGAUGAGUCACUCUGGGAGGGAUGUUGCUGCUUUGGACAUAGACUACUAUAGGGUGGAUGCCAACAACCCCAAACGAUCCAACCACUAUGACAUAUUGACACCAUCCGGAUUUUUGCUAUGCCUCACGGCUGUGCUCAAUGCCAAAAACGGCAGAUUCACAGCCCUCAUGGCUAUUGUGUGUUCAUCAUGGACGACUAUCAACAUGGCAACAUCCGGGAGGCAUGUCGUGCACCCUCUUGGGAAUGAUCGAGAGUAUGUACAACAAGCAAAUGCUAUGGCAGGGCGGAUGUGCCUCCUCAUUUACUUGGUGGAGGUGAUGGGCGGAUGCUGGCUGGUUGAGCAGCCCUCAAAUUCAUUACUACGCUUCCACCCAAGAGUCAUGUGGACCUUUAGCAUCUUCCGAGCAUGGAGUACCCGAUGGUGGAUGGGACACUACGGUGCGAAAACUCCCAAACGCCAUGUUGCUUGGAGCAGUAGUCCCAAAGUGGGAUUGCUGAACCGGGGAAAGCUCAGCUGGGCAUCGAUGCGUGGCCGGGAUUACGACAAGCACAAGACUGCGGUGACUGGGGUGUCCAAGUCUGGAAAGAAGACUUUUCAGGGUCGCAAGCAGCAGCUCAAAGCUUCCCAGACGUACCCGUACAAGUUUGGAUUGCGCAUCCUUCGCAUUGUGAAUGACCUCCAAAGCACUGGGUGCAGGACAUUCCCACCGGUUCCCGAGUCCUUUAACCCUUUGGCUUGUUACCAAGAACAAGCAUUUACAGAUCUUUGGGUUGAUUGUGGCAUGGACGAAUGCCUCAAGUACUUGUAUGGCAAUCGUCAUUUGAAAGUGCCACCUGAAUGGAAACCACUUUUGCUUCCAACAAAUUCUUAA
Durusdinium trenchii is the source of this 1044-nucleotide messenger RNA. The record is from the annotation of a GenBank genome assembly. NCBI's taxonomy places the organism in Eukaryota, Dinophyceae, Suessiales, Symbiodiniaceae.